CCCAGGCCCUGCCGGUCACUGUCCGCGGCAGCCUGGCACCCGGAGGAGCGAAUUGUGCAGAGACAAGGCGCGAUCUGCCCCAGCCAUGGACCGGAAGGUGGCCCGAGAAUUCCGGCACAAGGUGGAUUUUCUGAUUGAAAAUGACGCCGAGAAGGACUAUCUCUAUGACGUGCUGCGGAUGUAUCACCAGACCAUGGACGUGGCUGUGCUUGUGGGAGACCUGAAGCUGGUCAUCAAUGAGCCCAGCCGCCUGCCACUGUUUGACGCCAUCAGACCCCUGAUCCCGCUGAAGCACCAGGUGGAGUACGACCAGCUGACCCCCCGGCGCUCCAGGAAGCUGAAAGAGGUGCGUCUGGACCGUCUGCACCCCGAAGGCCUGGGCCUCAGCGUGCGUGGCGGCCUCGAGUUCGGCUGUGGGCUCUUCAUCUCCCACCUCAUCAAAGGCGGCCAGGCAGACAGCGUUGGGCUGCAGGUAGGGGACGAGAUCGUCCGGAUCAAUGGGUACUCCAUCUCCUCGUGCACCCAUGAGGAGGUCAUCAACCUCAUCCGCACCAAGAAGACUGUGUCCAUCAAAGUGAGACACAUCGGCCUGAUCCCCGUGAAGAGCUCUCCUGACGAGCCCCUCAAAUGGCAGUAUGUGGAUCAGUUUGUGUCAGGAUCUGAGGGCGGGCGGAACAUUCUGGGCUCCCUAGGGAAUCGAGAAAACAGAGAGAAGAAGGUCUUCAUCAGCCUGGUGGGCUCCCGGGGCCUUGGCUGCAGCAUUUCCAGCGGCCCCACUCAGAAACCAGGCAUCUUCAUCAGUAACGUGAAGCCUGGCUCCCUGUCUGCUGAGGUGGGGUUGGAGGCAGGGGACCAGAUUGUCGAAGUCAACGGCAUCGACUUCUCCAACUUAGACCAUAAGGAGGCCGUGAACGUGCUGAAGAGUAGCCGCAGCCUGACCAUCUCCAUCGUAGCUGGAGCUGGCCGGGAGCUGUUCAUGACGGAUCGGGAGCGGCUGGAAGAGGUGAGGCAGCGCGAGCUGCAGCGGCAGGAGCUUCUCAUGCAGAAGCGGCUGGCGAUGGAGUCCAACAAGAUCCUGCAGGAGCAGCGGGAGAUGGAGCAGCAAAGGAAAAAGGAAAUUGCCCAGAAGGCAGCAGAGGAAAAUGAGAGAUACCGGAAGGAGAUGGAACAGAUCGUGGAGGAGGAAGAGAAGUUCCAGAAGCAGUGGGAAGAAGACUGGGGCUCCAGGGAACAGCUCCUCUCAUCUAAGACCAUCAGCGCAGAGAUGCACCCCAUGCCCCUUCGCAAGCCAAAGUCCUUUGGGUGGUUUUAUCGUUAUGAUGGCAAAUUCCCAUCCAUCCGGAAGAAAGGAAAGGAUAAGAAAGCCAAGUAUGACAGCCUGCAGGAGUUGAGAAAGAAUAAGAAGGAACUGGAGUUUGAGCAAAAGCUUUACAAAGAGAAAGAGGAAAUGCUGGAAAAGGAAAAGCAACUGAAGAUCAACCGGCUGGCCCAGGAGGUGUCUGAGACGGAGCGGGAAGACCUGGAAGAAUCGGAAAAGAUUCAGUAUUGGGUGGAAAGGCUCUGUCAGACUCGCCUUGAGCAGAUUUCCUCUGCUGAUAAUGAGAUUUCGGAGAUGACCACGGGGCCCCCGCCUUCCAUGUCUCCCCUGGCCCCACCCCUGAGACGCUUCGCUGGCGGGCUGCACCUCCACACCACUGACCUGGAUGACAUCUCUUUGGACAUGUUCUACUACCCCCCCAAGAUUCCCUCUGCCUUACCUGUGAUGCCCCAUCCUCCACCCUCCAACCCACCCUCCAAGGUCCCCGCAACCCCUGUCCUUCCGUCAUCAGGCCGUGUGAGUGCCUCAUCCUCACCCUGGGUGCAGCACACCCCACCCCCGAUCCCCAUCCCUCCCCCACCAUCUAUUCCCACCCAAGACCUCGCUCCUACCCGCCCACUGCCCUCUGCCCUGGAAGAGGCACUGGGCAACCACACGUUCCGCGCUGGGGACACAGGCAAUCCUACAGAGGACUGGGAGGCAAAGAACCACAGCGGGAAGCCCGCCAAUUCCCCUAUCCCUGAACGGAGCUUCCCACCCACCCCAAAGACAUUCUGCCCAAGUCCACAGCCUCCACGAGGCCCUGGCGUGUCCACCAUCUCCAAGCCUGUCAUGGUCCACCAGGAGUCCAACUUCAUCUACAGGCCAGCGGUGAAAUCCGAGGUCCUGCCACAGGAGAUGUUGAAGAGGAUGGUGGUUUAUCAGACAGCGUUCAGACAAGAUUUCCGGAAAUAUGAAGAAGGCUUUGACCCCUACUCCAUGUUCACCCCAGAGCAGAUCAUAGGGAAGGAUAUCCGGCUCCUGCGCAUUAAGAAGGAGGGAUCCUUAGACCUGGCCUUGGAAGGCGGUGUGGACUCCCCGAUCGGCAAGGUGGUCGUCUCGGCUGUUUACGAGGGGGGAGCUGCUGAGCGGCAUGGCGGUCUUGUGAAAGGAGACGAGGUCAUGGCAAUCAAUGGCAAAAUCGUGACGGACUACACCCUGGCUGAGGCUGAGGCUGCCCUGCAGAAGGCCUGGAAUCAGGGGGACUGGAUCGACCUUGUUGUUGCUGUCUGUCCCCCGAAGGAGUAUGAUGACGAGCUCUCUUCUCUUCCCUCCUCUGCAGCCGAAAGCCCCCAGCCGGUCCGAAAGCUCCUUGAAGACCGUGCUCCCGUGGUUAGACACGGGUUCUUCCUGCAGCUGGAGCCUGGCAACCUUCUUCUGAAGUCCGGAAGGAGAAACCAAAUUCACCCCUCGAAGCCAGUUAGCUCUGGACCCACCCUUCUGAACACAAAGCCGGGAACCAGCCUUGAGAGACGCCAGCCUGCAGGCACCCUGGAAACCCACAGUCAGCACCCAGCGGCUUAGACACCCAUUGGCCCUGUAGAAGAGCUGCAUAGGAGCACCUCCGGCCAUUGCUCUGAAGGCCAGUAUAGAGGGAGAGCAGCCAAUCGUUCUGGAAGGGCCCCUGGAAACCGGACUCGCAUGUCUUCUCUCUGGCCCUGUGAAUUUGGUCUCUCCCCGCCCUGGGAGACUUCUCCCUUGAAAUCCAAUAGGACCUGACUCUUCGGUCCCACUCUCUACACCCUUCUCCCCUUGGUCCUGCUGUCAUUGCUGCUAAGAUUGCUGCCACAAACCUUACUCUGAACUCAUCAAUAAAAUAAACAGAUUUCUUUUCCAGCUUA
Myotis brandtii (Brandt's bat) is the source of this 3198-nucleotide messenger RNA. RefSeq names its product Usher syndrome 1C (gene USH1C). The transcript is spliced from 27 exons. Lineage: Eukaryota; Metazoa; Chordata; Mammalia; Chiroptera; Vespertilionidae. Gene Ontology annotation, cellular component: cilium; plasma membrane; stereocilia ankle link complex. Bases 86 to 2881 code for a protein of 931 amino acids. Gene Ontology annotation, biological process: retinal cone cell development; sensory perception of sound; inner ear morphogenesis. Gene Ontology annotation, molecular function: protein binding. The record is from RefSeq and is a predicted model, not a curated record.